UUUAAACAAUAAUAGUAUUUACUUGUGAUUAUGAAUUAUAAUACUUCAGGAACUUCUGGACAGCCAGUAAAAUUGUUGGCAAAUUAUUUUCCAAUCACCUCAUAUACAAAUUGGUGUUUAUAUCAAUAUCGAACUGACUUAAGUCCUGAAGAGGAUAGAAUUGCUACUAAAAGAGAAUUAUUAGGUCAGCAUCAAAAACAUUUAGGAGGAUAUUUGUUUGACGGAACAAUGUUAUUUUCUGGCACCCGAUUUGAUACACCUACUUUUGAACUUAUAUCUACACGCUGCUCGGAUGAUAAAAUUGUAACAAUUACAGUGAAAUUUACAAAUAUAACAGAAACCGGCGAUUAUGCAAACAUUCAAGUUUUUAACUUACUUUUGCGUAAAUGUCUUCGACAUCUUAAACUAAAAAUGAUUGGAAGACACUUUUAUGAUCCAGACGCCAAAAUUGAUAUGAUUCAACAUAAGCUUCAACUCUGGCCAGGUUAUGAAACAACUAUUGGCCGGUAUGAAGAUAACAUUUUACUGUGUGCAGAAAUUUCAACAAAAGUCAUGCGUCAAGAGACAGUAUUGGACUUUUUAAAUCAGUGCGCCGCUAAUAGAAAUAGAAACAAGGAUUGGAUGAUUGAUGUCAUUGGUACCACAGUUAUAACAAAAUACAAUAAUGAAACUUACAAAAUUGACGACAUUGAUGAAAAUUCUGACCCUAAUUCUGAAUUUAGUAAAAAAGAUGGGUCUAAAAUGACUUACAUACAAUAUAAAUGGAACAUUACAAUUCGCGGUGGCAGACAACCAAUGUUGAUUUCGAAAAAUAAAAAAUCUGUAAGACGAUUUGGAGCUGAAGAUACGUUGGUGUACCUUGUUCCAGAAUUAUGCAUCAUGACUGGUUUAACUGAUGCCAUGAGAAAUAAUUUCACACUUAUGAAAGAUAUGGCCAUACAUACUCGUGUAAAUCCCAAAGAACGCGUAGAAAGAUUAACAAACUUUGCAAAUAGAUUUCUUUCUACACCAGAUAUAAUUAAUUAUUUAUAUAGCUAUUGGAAUUUGACAUUAAGUAACAAGUUGGUUGAACUCACUGGUCGUAUAUUACAACCAGAGCCAAUUCAAAGUCGUUCUAAAGGCAAUAAUGGCGGUGAAGAAGCUGAUUGGACAAAGCAUUUACGCUCUUUACCAAUGUUUACCUCUGCCACUGUAAAAAAUUGGUACAUUCUAGCUCCUAGAGACUCUUGCCUAUCAAAUACAUUUUUGAACGAUCUGGAAAAAGUAAUUAAUGAAUCGAAUCCGUCAUUGAUUUUAUGUGUUAUUCCGUCAGUACGUGGUGAUAUGUAUAGUAUGAUUAAAAGAAAACUAUGUAUUGAUAGAGCAGUACCGUCCCAAGUAGUACUGUUAAAAAAUGUCCAAAAGAACAAUAUGUCUCUUUGUACAAAAAUUGCUAUACAAAUAAAUUGUAAACUUGGAGGUGCCCCUUGGCUAGUUACCAUUCCUAAAAAAGGGAUGAUGAUAGUUGGUUUUGAUGUGUGUCAUGACAGCCAGCGGAAAAACCUUUCAUUUGGGGCUUUAGUAUCAACGAUGAAUGAUGCUCAUACAAGUUACUUCAGCUGUGUGGAACCACACGAAAGUGGAGAGGAACUCUCUGUUCAUUUUGCUACAGGCAUAAGCAGUAUGUACGAUUUCUUUUUGGUAUCACAACAUGUAAGACAGGGUACUGUAACUCCUACACAUUAUCAAGUCAUUGAAGAUACACUUGGACUUCCUCCGAAUAUUAUGCAAAGACUUACAUUCAAGUUGACCCAUAUGUACUACAAUUGGUCGGGUACAGUUCGAGUUCCUGCUCCAUGUCAGUUGGUUCACAAAUUGGCAUUCCUCACUGGACAGAAUCUCAGACGUUCGCCCAACAUUGGAUUGGAUUGGAUGAGUUGUUAUACUUCCUUUAAUAUAGCUUUUAUUUUUUUUAUUUUUUUUUAAGUUUGAUUGAUUUUUUUUUCAAUACAAUUUCUACUUGGCCUUAUAACUUUUACUGUUUUUAAGUUAUUUCAUAUAAAUUAAUUUAUUACCAA
Molecule: messenger RNA, 2057 nt
Organism: Acyrthosiphon pisum (pea aphid)
Lineage: Eukaryota; Metazoa; Arthropoda; Insecta; Hemiptera; Aphididae
Product: piwi-like protein Siwi
Molecular function (GO): RNA binding; protein binding
Source: RefSeq, a predicted model, not a curated record